AUGGCAUAUCCGCUUAUAUUAUUACUGAUAUUGAUAGGAACAGUAAACGGUAAGCAAUAGAUUGUCUGUUGCAACCUAUUUUUUUCACAGGAUAUCAGGGGAUUUCCGAGUAAACUCAAUUCUUUCGCCCAUAUCCAAUUUUUGUUUGUCCUGAAAUGUGCAGGGCCCAGACAGGCACCUCGCAAAGUUUUUGUGUAUUGUGGACGCCGUACAGUACAAAAGAAAAAAAUUCCUAUGGGCGGAAUUUAAAGUUAAGUUGAGCGUCAUGCGCGAAAAAAAUUGAAUUUACUUGGAACCCCUCUUAUAUGAGUCUUAUGCGUCCUUGUAUAUUUUAGCCAAAUACCGUCUCUGUCCCAAUGACGGUCAGCCAAAGACACAAGAAGAUGGCACCCUUAUCCAAUGUCUACCAGGUAACCAGUAAAAAUAACAAAACCGUUACCUUCCUUAAGGACAAAAUUCGGUCGACGUUUGCGGAAAAGGAUAUUCAUGCUUCUUUUCUGGGUUUAAUUACCAAUGUUGUCCUUCAAAUGAAGAAGAAGCAAUCCCUUCUCACGCUGACUGCCCUCGCGGGGCCAUGGCUGUGUUAGAUUCAUCGGGAUACCCGGUUAAAUGUUCAACCCUGGGCAUCUAUUGCCCCAAGGUAUGACCGUAUGAACACUAAUCUCUAUUAUCCAGAAAGACAUGUUCUGUUUUGACGGAACUGAAUCACCAUUCUGUUGUGAAUACCCUCAUAGAAGGACCACUGAUGCACCAAUACCAAGAGAAGCCGAAGAAUUCUUUAAAGACGAUGAUGAACAGUUGAUUGAGAAUAAACAACACGGCGAGAAUCAAUCGGUAGAUCAAUUGGAAUGCCCUGCAAAAAGCCUUACUAUCCUAGGUGAUGACGGGAAACCUCUCUCAUGUCAACAGAACAACGAAUGUCCUAGUGUAAGUCCAAGAAAAUAAUGCAAUAUUUGAUGCAUCUAAACCAAUUUUAGAGCAUGUACUGUUACGGGGAGAAGGCAAAGAUCUGCUGUGAAAAUGGUUCCGCAGCGGCAGUCGAACCAGCCAACUCAAUCGCGGAAGAAUCAACAUCUACGUCAACAACCAGCACAAGUACACCAACAAGUACACAAACUACUCAGACUCCUACAACGACUAGAACUUCCACAGCUGCUGCGCCCGCAACAUUAUCGACGACAUCAGAUCCCCAGCAACCUGUCAGAAUACAUGCUGUCAGGACUGCCACCAAGGAGCCCACCUAUAAACAACAUCCAAAUGGAGGAUAUAGUAUAAACAGCCAACCAAGGAUCAAUCAAGAAGCCGAGAAGAAAGAAAUAGCUCAACAUUACCUACUCGAGCAAAUAAAACGAGGAUGGCCUUACGACGAUCGAUACUACAGACCAGAAAGUAAGUAAAAAAAAUUAAACAACCAUCAUGAACAAAACAUUAUAGAUAUGGUAACGGUAAAACAGAACGGGUCGACUGCAGCUUUCGUACAUUUCAAUUGA
This is a messenger RNA of Bursaphelenchus xylophilus (pine wood nematode), 1490 nucleotides long. The record is from the annotation of a GenBank genome assembly. Lineage: Eukaryota; Metazoa; Nematoda; Chromadorea; Rhabditida; Aphelenchoididae.